Molecule: messenger RNA, 896 nt
Organism: Arabidopsis lyrata subsp. lyrata
Lineage: Eukaryota; Viridiplantae; Streptophyta; Magnoliopsida; Brassicales; Brassicaceae
Exons: 1
Coding region: 529-741 (70 amino acids)
Source: RefSeq, a predicted model, not a curated record
CAUCUUUGUUUUUGGCACAUAAUGUCGUUUCCUAAUCAUUCGAUCAACUUAUCCAUUUGAUAUUGUAUUCAAAUAAGUCGGGAGUAACCGCUAUUUUUAUAGAAAAUAACUUACUAGACAUAUAUACAAAUUCUUAUUAUGGAUUUAUAGAAUAAAGAGACAGACUCUCAAAGGCCAAAUGUCUCUCCUAACAAAAACUAAAUAAAAGGCAAAUGUCUCUUAUAGCAAAAAAACAAGAGGGAGAACAAAUGUUUGUGAGACAAGAAUCAGAUUCUUAGCAUACCCAACAAUCAAUACAUAGUGUGACAAUAUUCUAAUAUAUAGGUUUGAUACAUUCGAGUAGCUGCAGGGAAUCGUUCUUUCCUUCACAUUGUAUACUUCGUAAUUUCGUCCGGUUCAAGCCACUGUUUCAUUAUGAUCCUCCAUACUAAUUCAAGCAUUCUAUAAAAGUACAUACAUGGCGGAUGCAUAUAAACGUACACACUACCUAGCUCCUAUAAUAAACUCGUUGAUUUUACAUAUAUUGGAAUGGGGUUGAAUUGGGGACCAGUCUUAAUGUCGGUGGUUCUGUUCAUCGUAUUGACGCCCGGAGUAUUGUUUCAGUUUCCGGGGAAGACCAAAGUGGUUGAGUUUGGCGGUUUUCAGACAGGCGGCGCAGCCAUUGUCAUCCACACCCUUAUCUUCUUUGCGUGCAUUACAGUCUCCCUUAUCGCUCUUCAUAUCCACAUCUACGUUGCCUAAUUAAUUUAACAUUUAAUUAUUUUGUUUCGUCCCUCUUGCGAGCUGCUUGUAUGAUGUAUCCCUUAACUUCUUGUCUUUUUGUUAUUGUUUUUGAUAAGCUUUGAUUUAUGAUUACCAUUUAAGUACUUGUUCGUACAAUGAAUCCUUUUUCUUUA